GAUAAUUUUGGCUUAUCCUUCAACAAAAUUGAUGUAUAAAUACACUGCCAAAGUUGGCUCUACCUCACAAGGAUACGAAAGAGAACAUAUAAACAAAAUAUAGCACAUUCACACGCAUACACAUAUGGAGGCAUCUAAACUUGCCCUUUUGGUUGUGCUGGCAAUGGCAGCCGCCAUGGCUAACCCCUCCCAUGCCCAGAACUCGCCACAAGACUAUGUCAUCGCCCACAACAUCGCCCGCGCCGCCGUCGGCCUGGGCCCUGUGACCUGGGAUGCGGCCGUGGCGGCCUAUGCAGCGAGCUACGCCAGGCAACGCUCCGGUGAUUGCAAGCUAGUGCACUCAAAGGCACCACAGUACGGGGAGAACCUCUUCUGGGGCUCCGGCAAGGACUGGACGGCGGCGCAGGCCGUGAAGAUAUGGGCUGACGAGAAGGCCAGCUACAACUACGCAUCCAACAGCUGCGCCGCCGGUGAGCAGUGCGGGCACUACACGCAGAUAGUGUGGCGCAACUCGACGCAUGUCGGCUGCGCGCGCCUGCUGUGCAAGCACGACGCCGGCGUGUUCAUCACUUGCAAUUAUAGCCCUCCCGGCAACUACAUUGGGCAGAGGCCAUAUUGACUUCUUUUUUUUUUGCGGGACAGAGGCCAUAUUGAUUUGAUUGGCUUGGCAGCAAAUAGAUUUAGAUCAGCGUAUCUUUUUCUUUAAGAUCAAGAUCAGCGUAUCUUUUUCUGCAUUUUAUAUGGAAUAACUAUAAAUAUGUACUCCCUCUAUAAACUACUUCCUCUGAUUUUAAAUA
Molecule: messenger RNA, 797 nt
Organism: Hordeum vulgare subsp. vulgare (domesticated barley)
Lineage: Eukaryota; Viridiplantae; Streptophyta; Magnoliopsida; Poales; Poaceae
Product: pathogenesis-related protein PRB1-2-like
Exons: 1
Coding region: 125-619 (164 amino acids)
Cellular component (GO): extracellular region
Source: RefSeq, a predicted model, not a curated record